Molecule: messenger RNA, 1109 nt
Organism: Sapajus apella (tufted capuchin)
Lineage: Eukaryota; Metazoa; Chordata; Mammalia; Primates; Cebidae
Gene: R3HDM4
Product: R3H domain containing 4
Exons: 8
Coding region: 69-875 (268 amino acids)
Molecular function (GO): nucleic acid binding
Source: RefSeq, a predicted model, not a curated record
CCCGUCACUUCCUGCCCGGCCCGGUGAAGGCCCAGCCGGGCGGCGGCGACGGCGGCAGCGUCCGAGCCAUGGUCGCGCUGGAGAACCCCGAGGGCGGCCCGGAGGCGGCGGAGGGCACCCCGGGCGGGCGGCGGCUGCUGUCCCUUCCCAGCUGCCUGCCUGCCCUCGCCAGCUCCCAGGUGAAGAGACUGUCAGCUUCCAGGCGGAAGCAGCACUUCAUCAACCAGGCAGUGCGCAACUCAGACCUCGUGCCCAAGGCCAAGGGGCGGAAAAGCCUCCAGCGCCUGGAGAACACCCAGUACCUCCUGACCCUGCUGGAGACAGAUGGGGGCCCGCCUGGCCUGGAGGACGGGGACGUGGCACCCCCUGCAUCACCCGGCAUCUUCGCAGAGGCCUGCAACAAUGCCACCUACGUGGAGGUCUGGAACGACUUCAUGAACCGCUCCGGGGAGGAGCAGGAGCGAGUUCUUCGCUACCUGGAGGAUGACAGCAAGAGCAAGGCGCGGAGGAAGGGCCCUGGCCGGGGGGAGGACCGGAGGAGAGAGGACCCCGCCUAUACACCCCGCGAGUGCUUCCAGCGCAUCAGCCGGCGUCUGCGAGCCGUCCUCAAGCGCAGCCGCAUCCCCAUGGAAACCCUGGAGACCUGGGAGGAGCGGCUGCUCCGGUUCUUCUCCGUGUCCCCCCAGGCCGUGUACACAGCCAUGCUGGAUAACAGCUUCGAGCGGCUCCUGCUGCAUGCCGUCUGCCAGUACAUGGACCUCAUCUCCGCCAGUGCCGACCUGGAGGGGAAGCGGCAGAUGAAGGUCAGUAACCGGCACCUGGACUUCCUGCCGCCCGGACUGCCCCUGUCCGCCUACCUGGAGCAGCGCAGCUGAUGGCGGCCCCUCGGAGCCCCCACUGCCGCCUCGCCCAGCACCAAGCCCUUUGAUACUUUCCGCUACCGAUACCUGUCUCUCACGUUUUUAGAAUUUGUCUUUGGAAACCUUUUUCCCUUGGGGUGAUCUCUCUCACCCUGCUCCCUCCUCACGCAACAGACGCCACCGGUGGCUGGGACUUCCCAUCCCAUCCUAGCUCCAAGCUUCCCACUCUGGGACUUGUAUUUGGGUGGG